Monosiga brevicollis MX1 is the source of this 1818-nucleotide messenger RNA. RefSeq lists its product as uncharacterized. The transcript has 7 exons. The coding region runs from base 186 to 1802 and encodes 538 amino acids. NCBI's taxonomy places the organism in Eukaryota, Choanoflagellata, Craspedida, Salpingoecidae. The record is from RefSeq and is a predicted model, not a curated record.
CUGCCGCACCACCGGCAGAGGCAGAAGUAACGUACGCGCGAGUGUGUUCACUGUGGGUCGUGCUGUUUGAGCCACUGCCUGUUGCGGGCGGUCGCUGGGGCUUGGUGGGGGUGAUAUUGCAUUUUUGUGGCUGCAGCUACAGCUGGACGGUGUGCUGUGGCUUGUCAAGCCUGACGCCAGCCGUGAUGACGAUCCCGCAAGCACUACGGCCACAAGCCAUCAAGAAAAUCGCCAUCAUUGGCAGUGGCUUUGCUGGCAUCGCUGCCGCCCGCUGGCUCAAUCGUGCUGGGCACGAGGUGGAGAUAUUCGAUAAGGGUCGUGCACCUGGCGGACGUGCAGCGACAAGAUGGUCGCCCAAUGGAAUGGCCUUUCACAACUACGGGGCUCCUUGCUUUUCCAUCCCGCUGAGCCCCAUGAGCCUGGACCGCAACUAUCUUCCCGUGCGCGAGUUUGUGCGAUGGCAUCGCUCCAUGCGCGAAUAUCCCAUGAAGCAUGGGCAGAUCCUCACCCGUGAAAAACAGAGUGCCGACGUGGCGCGCUACUUGUUUCCCUAUUGUGUGCCAUUUGCUUACUUUCAUGCCGCCCAAUUGGCCAAGGAAGCCUUUGAAGCCGGCGUCCUGCGACUGCUAUUCUCAGAGGACAUGCCAGAAAACCAGCCUGACCAAGGACACUGGACCUUCUUGCGGCCAGAAAUGUUCCGCGAGUCGCCCGCGAUCCGCGAUCGUAGCCUACCUGUCGUACACUGCAUACCCAUGGAUGGCAAUAUGCGCCAGGAUGAACACACCACCCCUGGACCCAUGUCCAGCUUCCUCGAGUUCUGCCUGGACCCCUUGCCUGCCAGCGCAUUGCGGCAAGGCACCGCUGUUCGCAAGAUUGUGCGCUCGCACCGCCGGGCCGAUGGAGAUGCGAGUUAUGCUCUGCUGUUUGAGAGCAGCUCUCACCCGGGAGAGCUGGAGGAGUCAUCUGAACGCUAUGACGCCGUCGUCGUCACUGUUCCAGCCCCACAGGUUGCCCCGCUGGUUCGAGGCUACUUGCCAACGGAUAGCCCUUUUCUGGAUGAAGAUGCCAUGGCCGCAAUGUACGACUCGAUCGCCACGAUUCGCUUUCAGACCAAUGCGCCCACUGCUGAGACGGUGCAGGCAUUGGGUACAUCGGCUCAUCGCCAGCUCUUUGCAAAUCAAGAUAUUGACCACAUUCCUGAACUCUUUCAAAGAAGUGAUCAAACGGGUGAUCGAACGCAACCGAGCCAACAGCGCGUACACCGCCUGUACUCUUUUCGUGAAUGCUCCGCAUCCAGCUCGCAGAUUCAGUGGGUGGCCCACGCAUCUCCACGCUCGUCGGUGGGCAAAAUGAACCGACGCAAUGAUGUGCUGAUUGAUCACCUCGUCCGAGACGUUACAACGGAAUUUGAGUGUUUUGAUCGCGCCAAGUUAAAGCUACAGAACGUGCAGGGGCAUCGAUGGCGAUAUGGCGUGGUUUCGCAACCCUUUUUGGCUACACCCUCCAGCUAUGACACGGGCGAGGGCGUCAUCUCCGAGGUCUCGCCCGGUGAUGAAAUUCUACAGACGCCCAAAGGAUAUCGGCGCAUUCCCCCGCUCAUCCCCCUUUGGAAGUGCAAGUCUCUAGCCCGCGGCCUGGUUUUGGCUGGUGACUAUUUUUCGGGGCCCUUUGGUGGCGAUGCCUUUGCUAGCGGCAUUGCGGCAGCCGAGAGUGUGCGACGUGGCUUUUCUGGGGCCAGUACUUCAGAUGACAUGAUCAGCUGGCUGAGUAACGAUGCGGCCCCGGGUCAGCUCGACCUCUAAGACACUGCGUGUCCCU